AUGGGCGUAUACCCAAGCAUCUUUCAAGCGGAAGUCUAUGCCAUAAGUCUGUGUGCAGAGAUUAACCUGCGUAGGAACUAUCGUAAUGAAAGUAUUUUGAUCAUGAGCGACAGCCAGGCAGCACUCAAGGCCCUAUUAUCAUUUGAGGUCAAAUCCUCUCUGGCUCUGGAGUGUAUUCAUAAGCUCAACGCCCUGGCGGAGUACAACGACAUCCAAUUAACUUGGGUGCCAGGCCAUGUAGGAGUUGUCGGCAAUGAGGAAGCGGACCAACUAGCUAGGAAGGCAGCCGCCUCGUUGCCUAUAGGGCCUGAGCCCUUCAUAGCGAUUGGACCUAGUACAAUCAAGGAAGAGCUCAGAAAGGAGAGGAACACA
Molecule: messenger RNA, 372 nt
Organism: Rhagoletis zephyria (snowberry fruit fly)
Lineage: Eukaryota; Metazoa; Arthropoda; Insecta; Diptera; Tephritidae
Product: ribonuclease H-like
Molecular function (GO): RNA-DNA hybrid ribonuclease activity; nucleic acid binding
Source: RefSeq, a predicted model, not a curated record